AUGGGUGAGGUGUCCGCAGACCCCAUCACCCUGGACCUGCUGAGAGAAGCCAGGGAGACGGUGAGCAGCAGCCCCCUGGGUGUCAUCAACACUCCCAUGAUCCCCUGGUGCCAGACGACCCUGCCUCUCGACAUCCGCUGCAACAUCCACAUCAAACUGGAGAACAUGCAGAGAACUGGCUCGUUCAAGAUCAGAGGAGUGGCCAACCAGUUUGCCAGGAGACCGAAGGGGGGUCAUUUUGUCACCAUGUCCGCCGGGAACUAUGGGAAGUCUUUUACGUACGCCUCGAAACACUAUGGGUCAAAGGGCAAGGUGGUGAUGCCCGAAACGGCCCCCGUGUCCAGAUCCACCCUGAUACAGGUUAGAGCCUGCACCAUGUACAGGAGUUUCAUUAAGAAGAAGCCAGUGGGCAUGGACACCAAGAGCAUCGCCUCAGGACUUGCACCACCUUUCGCAGGCACACUGCCCUUCGAGUUAUGUCAGCGUUACGUGGAGGGGAUUGUCCUCAUAAACGAUGAAGAGAUCAAGGCGGCCGUGUCCACCCUCUACAGGUCCGGCCUUGUGGUGGAGCCGUCGGGCUGCACCGCGUUCGCCGCCAUCGUUAACGACAAGAUACCCGAGCUGGAGGGGAAGAGCGUGGUGUGCAUCCUCAGAGGAGAGAACAUUGGAAAGGACGAGCUCGUUAACUUCCCGGGCUGA
This is a messenger RNA of Anarrhichthys ocellatus (wolf-eel), 699 nucleotides long. RefSeq names its product L-threonine dehydratase biosynthetic IlvA-like. The coding region runs from base 1 to 699 and encodes 232 amino acids. The record is from RefSeq and is a predicted model, not a curated record. Gene Ontology annotation, molecular function: threonine deaminase activity; L-serine ammonia-lyase activity. Gene Ontology annotation, biological process: L-threonine catabolic process; L-serine catabolic process. The transcript is spliced from 4 exons. NCBI's taxonomy places the organism in Eukaryota, Metazoa, Chordata, Actinopteri, Perciformes, Anarhichadidae.